UGAAGGCUCCGUCGACGACAUGUCCGAAGUUCCGCUGACCGAGACGGACAGCAGUCAGGUCCUGUCCCCGAGUCUGCAGCAAGACGACGACUGGGAGGCCGCUCUGAUCCACGAGGUGCCGCAGCAGAGGCUCCUCUCUGCCGAGGCCCAGACCAUCUCCAACAUACUGGAGAACUGCAUCGGCCAAAUCGAGAUCGCGGCAUCCCUGCCCGCCCUCCGCCAAUUAAUCUUCCCGUGUGCUGACGUGCAAGAGGAGUUCACGGGGACUCUCGGGGUGUAUCAGAUGUUAACCGAGAGGCUGGAAACGUCAAAUGACCUCCAGGAGGUGCGAGGUGGACCGGCUGGGGAAGAAAGCGCCAGAAGGAAAAGGAAGGCCCAGCUCCAGAGAGACUUUAAAUACUCCGUCAGGGAUCUGCUCAGGUUUUUCCGGACCCACCCUGAUGCAAUUUUGGGUUUAAAACAAGAGGUUGGCAUGGAGGUUGGAGAGACCGAGUACACGCUCGUCGUAGGCCUGAAGAAAUUCCAUGUACACAUGAUUGAGAGGUUGCAGACCAGCCCGGAAGAGGAAAUACUGUUAGCCCUCGAGACUGUGUCGCCCGACACCGAGCUAAUUGUCAAACUGGAAGAAACAGCUGCAGCUAUCAUACAAAAAGAUGUAGAGAUUUCCCAGAAAAAAGACGACAUCGAAACCUUGGAGCGUCUUCUGAAAGAGAACCAGAUCGAAGUCGUGGACUGGCAGCUCCUCGCCGACGAACAGUGCCAGACCCUCAUCAAGGAGUCGCAGGUGAAGCAGGCCGGCGUCCAGCAGGAGAUAGACCGGCUCAACAUCCGCAUCCACACGUCCAUACUUAAGUUCAGAGAAGGCGAGAAAACGCUCCAAGAGAUCAACGAAAAUGUGGAGAUGGAAAUAGAAUACUUGCUCCAAAAGUUUGAUGAUGAAAUAGAAGAGCACCAGGCUGAUUUGGAGUUAUGCCAGAAGGAUGUUGAAAGGGAGGAAGGGGAACGCAUAAGACUGGAGAAGCCUUACGCCGACCUGGAGAAAGAGUACAACCACAUCAUGGAGAAGCGGCGGCUCGCGGAAGAGAAGCGGGUUUCGGAAUUGAAGCUUAAGGUUGCUCUUUACUGUCAGUCGUGGUGGAGGGGCUACUGUACUCGCAAGAUGUUGGCCAGCAACCCCAUCACACCGGGUAAGGGAGGCAAAAAGAAGGGCAAGGGCAAAGGCAAAGGCAAGAAGAAGAAAUAGUGCAGUGGGAGAUUGUUCUAAUGUGACCACAUGGUGGCAGUAUAGGAGCGCUCAAUAACGCGGAAUAAGGUGAACCACUUUCUGCUCCAGAUGAAGUACAGUACAGUACAGUACUUGAUUUUGAAGACGGCAUACCACAGAGCCUCAACAUCCAUGAAAAUACGUGCAUAAAAUUUGACAUUUCCGAAAUGUCCUUUGCGUCACCGCACCCCGAUCCCGAUUUGUCCGAAAUGAUCAGCUCUCACGCGUGGGCUCAGCUGUCUCCCUGGCGGCUCUCGACCAGACGGAAGGGUUAAAGGUCACGCGCAGCGACAGGAGUCGUUCAACAUGAAUGAGCGUCAUGGAAAACCAAUACUGUACAUUACGGUAGUUACAUUUUUGAUUUCAGAGUUAAAAACUUUGUUUCUCUGCCACGCUUACCAGUUCUGGGAAAAAAAAAAUGCUUAUUUUGCAGUGCCCAUAUUUGGACAUACGUCUGUUAGCACAGUUGUGAGGUUUUCAUGGAAAAUGCAUUUUAAUUUUUUUUGUGUGUAAAUUCAUCCCGCAGACUACUGGUCAGAGAUCCAUUAAAUAAAUGUUAUGCAAACUAUGUUUUUUUUCCUCAAAAUGUUAAAUUUAAUUUCUUUUGUUUUUUAG
Syngnathoides biaculeatus (alligator pipefish) is the source of this 1879-nucleotide messenger RNA. It is a transcript of the gene drc10, whose product is annotated as IQ motif containing D. The transcript has 5 exons. Lineage: Eukaryota; Metazoa; Chordata; Actinopteri; Syngnathiformes; Syngnathidae. The record is from RefSeq and is a predicted model, not a curated record. Bases 20 to 1243 code for a protein of 407 amino acids.